This is a messenger RNA of Alligator mississippiensis (American alligator), 5814 nucleotides long. RefSeq names its product signal induced proliferation associated 1 like 3 (gene SIPA1L3). Gene Ontology annotation, molecular function: protein binding; GTPase activator activity. NCBI's taxonomy places the organism in Eukaryota, Metazoa, Chordata, Crocodylia, Alligatoridae. Bases 536 to 5404 code for a protein of 1622 amino acids. Gene Ontology annotation, biological process: establishment of epithelial cell polarity; activation of GTPase activity; epithelial cell morphogenesis. Gene Ontology annotation, cellular component: plasma membrane; Golgi apparatus; cytoplasm. The record is from RefSeq and is a predicted model, not a curated record. The transcript is spliced from 21 exons.
CCAGCUCAGCCUGCCCCCGGGGAUCUUGCCACGGGCAACCCCAACCGUCGCCUGUGGACGGGGCUUUCUGGGGGCUGCCGUGCCCGCAGCCCAGGGGGCUUUGUCACGCCCAGCCUGGCAGAGCGCUGCUCCCCUCCAGCGGCCGAGUCGUCCGUCCGUCCGUCCCCCACCAGCGACGAUUUAGGGACAAAAGCAUCUCAUUUUCCAGCCCGGGACGAAGGGAGGAAGUGCCCGCGGGGCUUUGCAGCUCCAGGUCGGACCCGUCCCCACGGGUGCCAGGAAGCCGAGGGAAGUCCCUGGAGCUGGAGCGAAGCUGCCGGAUCGCCGCAGGUCUCCCGGAUGACCUGAGACCUCCACCGGCCGGCUUCGCCUUCGCUGCAGUAUCCCGGUGGGGAGCGAGGACCCCGGCGCAGCAGCAUCAGGGCGAGUGACGAUGGCAGCAUGGGGCGAGCGGGCAGGAAGCCUUAACGCCGGCCCCGGUCCCCGCCGGCCUGGCACCGGCUGAGACCCCCGGGCUCAGCACCGCCGCGGGACAAUGACCUCCUACCGUCACGGGCAGCAUGAUGGCGCGGACGCAGGCGGCGAGGGGCUGCCCGGCGCCCGCCCCAGCGACCUCUACCCCCCUGGCUUCUGGGGGCCGAGUGGUGGUGAGGGAGGAGGAGCGGCCCCGCGGCUCCCUGCGCCCACCCCUGCCAUGCCCAAGAUGGGUGUCCGCGCCCGCAUCGCCGACUGGCCCCCCAAGCGCGACGCCCCCCGGGACCCGACUGCCCCCAGCCCCUCCAGGGACUCGGAGUCCGGCGGGAGCCUGGACUUCCCCUCGCCGCGAGGCGUCCCCAACGGGCAGCCGGCACCCGCGGCUUGCCUCCGAGCUGCCCCGCGGUUCUCCCGGCGCCGCUCCAAGGACGUGGAGUUCCCGGAGGGCUGGCCCCGCUCGCCGGGCCGCGGCUGGACCCCCCUGCGGCACCGCAGCAGCAGCGAGGUGACGCUGAGCGAGUGCGAGGUGGCCGAGGAGGCGCCGGCGCUGGGCGCGCGCGUGGCCAACGGGCUGCCUCUCUUCCGCGAGUACGGCAGCACGUCCUCCAUCAACGCCCAGGGCUUGUCGGAGCAGAGCUUCGUGGCUGUGCUCCGCGACCUCCGCAGCGCCCCGGCCCCGGGGGACCCUUCUCGGGACGGCGCCGCCAAGGAGAAGCCGCGCAAGAAGGCGCCCAAGGGGGCGGACGCGGGCGGCGACUCCAUCUUCCGCAAGCUGCGGAGCGGCCGGAGCGAGCCAGGGCCGGAGCCGGCGGAGGACGGGAGGGCGGGCGAGGGGGGCCGAGCCUGGCUGUGCCCCAAGGGCUUCGCCCACUACGACGCGCAGAGCCUGCUGUUCGACCUCCGCGCCGCGGCCGCCAGCCGGGCCCAGCCGGGCCAGCGUCGCAACACCACGACGGGCGCUUCGGCCGCCUCGGCCGACGCUGCCGGCCCCGAGGAGCUGAACGGCAAGGAGAGCCUGGAGCACGACCCCGGCGAUGCCACCAGCAACGACCUGCUGCUCAGCUGCCCCCACUUCCGCAACGAGAUCGGUGGCCUCAGCGAGCGCAACCUCAGCUUUGCCCGCGGUGGGGCGGCGGCGGGGGUCCCGGAGGGCCCCGAGCCCCCGCUCAGCGCUCGCUGCACCAACGCCGGCGUCUCGGUGCUGGAGGUGCCGCCGGAGCAGCAGCGCGACCCGGGGCGGCUGCAGCGCUACAGCAUCGAGCACGUUGACCUCGGUGCCCACUAUUACCGCGACUACUUCCACGGCAAAGAGCACUCCAACUACUUCGGUGUGGAUGAAAAGCUGGGCCCCGUGGCCGUGAGCAUCCGGCGGGAGCGGCUGGAGGAUCACAAGGAGCACGGGCCGCAGUACCAGUACCGCCUCAUCUUCCGGACCAGCGAGCUGGCCACCCUGCGGGGCUCCAUCCCGGAGGACGCCAUCCCCACCACCACCAAGCCCGGGACGGGGCGGGGGCUGCCCCUGAAGGACGCACUGGAGUACGUGGUCCCCGAGCUGAACAUCCACUGCCUGCGGCUGGCCUUGACUGCAGCCCCGGCCAAGGUCACUGAGCAGCUCCUCAAGCUGGACGAGCAGGGGAUCUGCAGGAAGCACAAGGUGGGGAUCCUGUACUGCAAAGCGGGGCAGAGCUCAGAGGAGGAGAUGUACAACAACGAGGCGGCCGGGCCGGCCUUCGAGGAGUUCCUGGAACUGCUGGGGGACCGGGUCUGUCUGCGCUCCUUCAGCAAGUACGCCGCCCAGCUGGACACCAAGACUGACUCCACGGGCACGCACUCGCUGUACACGACCUACCAGGACUAUGAGAUCAUGUUCCACGUCUCCACCAUGUUGCCCUACACACCCAACAACCGGCAGCAGCUGCUCCGGAAGAGGCACAUCGGGAACGACAUCGUCACCAUCGUCUUCCAGGAGCCCGGCGCGCUGCCCUUCACACCUCAGAGCGUCCGCUCCCACUUCCAGCACGUCUUCAUCGUGGUCCGCGCCCACAGCCCCUGCACCGACAGCGUGUGCUACAGCGUGGCCGUGACGCGGUCCAAGGACGUGCCGCCCUUUGGCCCCCCGAUACCGCGAGGGGCCACGUUCCGCCGCUCCGAGCUCUUCCGGGACUUCCUGCUGGCCAAGGCGGUGAACGCGGAGCACGCGGCCCACAAGUCGGCCAAGUUCAAGGCCAUGGCCACGCGCACGCGGCAGGAGUACCUGCGGGAUCUGGCCGAGCGCUGCGGCACCGGCCCGCCCCUGGACGCUGCCGGCAAGUUCAGCCUCAUGGCGCUGGCCUCCAAGCGGCGCGAGAAGGCGCGGGCGCGGGCUGGGGCUGAGCUGCUCAGCGCGGGGGCGCUGGCCUGGCACGUGCGGGCCCGGGACUUUGGGCGCAGUGCCGAGGUGGACUGCGCCCUGGCCGUGUCCAGCGAGCUCAUGGCCCUGCUGGACCUGGCCGCCAAGGAGGUGGCUUUCCACUGCUUCUGCGCCGACGUCAUCGGCUGGACGGCUGACGCUGCCACCCUUAAGGUCUUCUACGGCCGCGGCGACCACGUGCUGCUGCGGGCACCCGACGAGAGUCCCGGGGACAUCCAGGAGAUCGUGCAGCGGCUCAAGAUAGUGACGUCGGGCUGCGAGACGGUGGACAUGACGCUGCGGCGCAACGGGCUGGGCCAGCUGGGCUUCCACGUGCGCUACGACGGCACGGUGGCCGAGGUGGAGGAGUACGGCUUCGCCUGGCAAGCCGGCCUGCGCCAGGGCAGCCGCCUGGUGGAGAUCUGCAAAGUGGCCGUGGUUACCCUCAGCCACGACCAGAUGAUCGACCUGCUGCGCACCUCCGUCACCGUCAAGGUCGUCAUCGUCCCGCCCCACGAGGACGGCACCCCCCGCAGGGGCUGGGCCGAGUCCCUGGAAGCGCAGGGCACGGAGCCCAAGGCGGAGCCGGAGAGCGCGCCGACCGGGUACCGCCCGCCCUAUCGCAGCCACUCGGCCUGGCAGUGGAACGGCCCGGCCUCCCACAACCCCGGCGGGCGCUGGUCCGAGGCGCUGCCCCUGGGCCACGGCCAGUCCCUGUCGCGCCCGCCCAAGCAGGCCCCGGCUGCUGUGCCCUACCGCGACCCGCAGCCCCCGCACGGCAAGAGGCCCGUGAGCUUCCCCGAGACCCCGCACCUGGCAUCGCCGGCGGGCACGGAGCGCCCCCAGCCCUACCGGCAGCCCUCAGGCAGCUUCUCAGCCCCUGGCUCAAGUGGGGCCAUCUUCACCCGGUACAAGCCGUCCCCGGAGAGAUACGCGGCUGCCUCCCCCCGGUCCCUGCUGCCCUUCGAGCCCCCCAACUACGGCCCCGACGCAGGCUCCAGCGGCGACUCCUCGUCCGGGGGCCUCGCCAGCCAGGAUAGCACCAUGGAGCGGCACAAGCCAGAGCCCCUGUGGCACGUGCCAGCGCCGGCCCGGCUCCCGGCGGCAACAGCCGGCCUCGCCAAGCGGCCCAGCAGGCAGGAGCUGGCGGGCAAGGACUCCCCCAACCGGCCUCCCAAGGGCGAGGCGCAGUACUCGAGCCACUCCAGCAGCAACACGCUGUCCAGCAACGCUUCGAGCAGCCACAGCGACGAGCCCUGGUUCGACGCACCCGACCCCGCUGAGCCCGAGCCCGACCCGGCCUCUGUGGGCGGCUCCAGCGACAGCGGCAUCGACACGGCGCUCUACACCUCCAGCCCCGGCGCCCGGCCCACCCGCCCCACGCCGGCCCACGCUGCUGGCCUGCCCGACAACGGCAAGCGGAGGGAGCCCGUGCCCGCCGGGCAGAGCUGGGGCUACCGGCACAAGGGCUACGCCGGCAGCGCCGAGUCCUACAAGCCACCUGGCACACGGCAGGGCUACCCGGUGCCUGGCUACAAAGCACCCGCGGCGGAGACGCCCCGGCCGACUCAUGGACCCCAGCCCGGCUCCUUCCCGCUCUCCGCCUCCGUGCCCAAGUCCUUCUUCUCCAAGCAGGCGGCCCGGGCCAAGCACAGCGCAGGGUGGAGGCGAUUGGAUGAGCCCCCCGCGCGGCCCCCCGAGCCCAAGAGGCAGGUGGACGCCAGCGCCCGCAAUGUCUUCGGGCAGCCGCGGCUGCGGGCGUCGCUGCGGGACCUGCGCUCGCCCCGCAAAAGCCCCAAGUCCAGCAUCGAGGACGACCUCAAGAAGCUCAUUAUCAUGGACGCCGUCAGCCCUGAGCCCGACUGUGAUGGCGUGUCGCCAAAGAUGCUGCAGCGGACGCUGUCAGACGAAAGCCUGUGCAGCGGGCGCAGGGACCCCAGCUACGCCGCCGCCCCCACCUGCUUCGACCUGGUGCUGGCCAGCGACGUCCUUUCUGGCAGCACCUUCCCCUCCAGCACGCUGCCCGUGCGCCGCCAGCCCGGGCCCGGCCCCAGCCUCCCCGAGAAGAAGUCCGCCAUCUCGGCCUCCGAGCUCUCCCUCGUGGACACACGGGACAAGCCGGUACGGCGCCUGGACCCCGGCCUGAUGCCCCUGCCCGACACGGCGGCUGGCCUGGAGUGGUCCAGCUUGGUCAAUGCUGCCAAAGCCUAUGAAGUGCAACGCGCCGUCUCCCUCUUCUGCCUGCACCAGCCCGGGCGCGGCCCCGACGUCCCGCCGGCCCCCGGCCCCGCACCCCGGCCCACCAUGAGCGAGGAGCCCUCUGUGGACCUGCCGGGGAAGGUCUGCCAGCUGGAGGCCAUGCUCAAGCAGCUGCACAACGACCUGCAGAAGGAGAAGCAGGACAAGGUGGUGCUGCAGGCCGAGGUGGCCACCCUGCGGCAGAACAACCAGCGGCUGCAGGAGGAGUCGCAGACGGCCACGGCACAGCUGCGCCGCUUCGCCGAGAUCUUCUCCGGUGCCGCGGACACGAAGGAGCCGUGAGCGUCGCCCCCGCGCCCGCCACCCGGGCCCCCUGCUAAUUUAUUCCCCGCCCCGGCGCCCCCCUCGGCUCCGCGGGACCAGAGCAGAGCCGGGCCGGCUCGCUCGCUCGCUCCGGGCACCCCCGGCCCCGCCUGCUGGCGCCGGACCCCUCCCCAGGGGGGUUCCCCGUGGCCUUGGGGGGUGUGCCCCUCUGCCCCCCACCUUCGGAUGCAAUACAGCCGCCUGCCCCGCACCCGGGCGCCGGUCCCCGGCGUCCAAAUAAUAAUAAUAAUGACGCCGGUGUGACCAGGCCCGGGGGGCGCGGAGGGGGAAGGCCCCCUCCCCCGGGAGCACUUGGCCGAGCCCCGGGCCCAGGCGGGACGCGGCCGCCGGACUGUAAAUGUUCUUUAUAAAACACUAUAUUUGUUUAA